GCGCAUCAAACCCUAAACCCCCCUUGCUCUCUUGUCGCGCCGCCGCCAUGUCGCCGCCGACGCCACAGAAGCCACACCCGGUGCCCCGUGAGACGGUGGCCGGCGCCGUCGCUUCACUGACCAAGUGGAUGAAGAAGCGCGCCGAGGAGGCGCCCCCCAACCUCCUCGCCGACGAGCGUGACGACCUCGUCAUCGUCCAGCUCUCGCUCCGCCGCGUCCCCGCCUCGCCGACCACCAGGCCGCGCCUACUCCCGCUCCCGCACCCCGUCGUCGGGCACGACGGCGCCUCCGUCUGCGUCAUCUCCGACGACCGCCCCAACUCGCGGUCCCCGCCCGCCUCCGACCUCCUCGAUGCGUCCAAGUCGCUCCACCGCCUCCCCGUCUCCGAGGUCAUCCCGCUCUCCACCCUCCGCACGGACUACCGCCCGUACGAGUCGCGCCGCCGCCUCGCCGCCUCCCACGACCUCUUCAUCGCCGACCGCGGCAUCCUCCCGCUGCUGCCGCGCGUCCUCGGGAAGGCGUUCUACUCCACCAAGAAGGCUCCGAUCGGGGUCGAUUUCACCCGCGUCGGGUGGCCGGAGCAGGUCCGCAAGGUGCUGGGCUCCGCUUUUCUGUACCUGCGAACGGGGACCUGCUCGGGGAUCAAAGUGGGUAGGCUGGAUAUGGAUGAAGAAGAGAUCGUGGAGAAUGUGAUGGCUGCGGUGGAGGCAGCUGUGGAAAAGGUGCCAAAGAAGUGGGCCAACGUUAGGGCGCUGCAUCUGAAGGCUGUGGAUUCAGUUGCCCUGCCAAUUUACCAGGUUGUGCCGGAGUUGGGUAUGAAGAUUGAGGUGCCUGGGGAUGUUGAAUCUGGGGAGGUCAUUGAUACUGUGGAAUUGGAGACUAGGGAGAAGAAGACUGACAAGAAGAAGGCGCUGAUGGAUGCUGAAGCCAAUGGUGAUGAGGGAGUUGCCAAUGAGAGUGGCAAGAGGAAGAGGAAUAAGAAGGAUCAGAUCAAGAAUAUUGAGAUGCAGGGAGAAGUUCAGGUGGAAACAGAGAAAAAGAAGUGGAGGAAGAGUGUUGUGGUUUCUGUCGAUGAGGAGAAGAAGGUUGGCAAGAAGGGUAAAGAUAAGGGCAAGCGUGAUUUGGAAAAUGAGAUGGAAGAACCCAGUAUAGGCAAUAAGAAGAAUAAGAAAGGAAAGAUUGAGGAGGGGAAGAAAAAGAAGAGCAUGAAGGGUGAUGAAGUCUGCGUAGAUGAGAGCCUGGAAGACAAGAAGAGCAAGGGGAAGAAAUUGGAUGGCAAGAUCAAGAAGACAAGGAGAGGGUAAGACUGUAAGAGUAUGGUUACAGUUGAUAUUAUUGCUGGAAAUGCCUGUUCUGCAUUGAGGCCAGUUGCAGACUCCAAAAAUUGAUGAACUGGGUUAGUCAUUAUCUGGAAGAAUCAUCUUCUGUCCAGGUUCCAUGUUGUACGGGUAGGUUUGACUUGAGAAGAUGGCCUAUCAGUUGUACCGCAGAAUGCUAUCACGUUUGACCUCACAGAGGUUUCUUCUGAAGUUUCUUCAGGUUUUGUUAGCUUAGUAGCUCAAGCCUCUGGGUUAUAAGAGUGGCGAGACUGUUUCUGGCUAAGCUAUGUACCCCAUUCAAAUCGUAACAGUUUUGUGUCCAUCUGAGAUACUUGUGUUGCCCUGGCUUCUUUGAAUUAUCUCGUGUGAGUUGUGACCUAUCUUCUUAGUACAUUAGGCAGCAUUAUUUGCAUAAUCGACUUAUGUACUUUCUCCUAGCAUGUCACCAUUAUCCAGAUUUUACACA
This is a messenger RNA of Setaria italica (foxtail millet), 1785 nucleotides long. RefSeq names its product ribosomal L1 domain-containing protein 1. The transcript has a single exon. Gene Ontology annotation, cellular component: 90S preribosome. NCBI's taxonomy places the organism in Eukaryota, Viridiplantae, Streptophyta, Magnoliopsida, Poales, Poaceae. The record is from RefSeq and is a predicted model, not a curated record. Bases 48 to 1304 code for a protein of 418 amino acids.